UGCUCGCGAGAUUGAAUUUCUCGAAGAUUUGGAUACGUCAAUGUGUACCUUCGCCCGCGUGCCCAAUGAACCUCCAUGAAUCCGAGUCCCCACUUAUAGCCUGGUUUGACGGUUGUGUGUACCUUCGUCCAUGGCUGGAGGACACAUACAGCUCGCGUCGCUGCGUACCGGUGCCAACCGGCUGUGGCUUGCUUUUACCACAAGUUACACGCUACUUGGAUUAUAUAUACAAGCCGUACGCUUCUUAUCCAUAGGCCACGCCUGUGUCUUGCCGGCUGCGAUCCUCAUCUUCCUGACUUUUCGACGCUCUUACUCCUCCCUUCUCUGCAGCUAUCUGAGGCAGAGUUUUGGCGCAAAGUGUUCAGGAUGAACCAUCAGUUCCGUUCUGCUAUCAAACGAAUGUUUCGCUCCCAACCAUCCAUCGUG
Messenger RNA from Cantharellus anzutake, 426 nucleotides. RefSeq lists its product as uncharacterized. NCBI's taxonomy places the organism in Eukaryota, Fungi, Basidiomycota, Agaricomycetes, Cantharellales, Hydnaceae. Bases 131 to 370 code for a protein of 79 amino acids. The record is from RefSeq and is a predicted model, not a curated record. The transcript has 3 exons.